Messenger RNA from Synchytrium microbalum, 2358 nucleotides. RefSeq lists its product as uncharacterized. Gene Ontology annotation, cellular component: nucleus. Gene Ontology annotation, biological process: regulation of DNA-templated transcription; DNA-templated transcription. Bases 1 to 2358 code for a protein of 785 amino acids. Gene Ontology annotation, molecular function: DNA-binding transcription factor activity, RNA polymerase II-specific; DNA binding; zinc ion binding. The record is from RefSeq and is a predicted model, not a curated record. The transcript has 5 exons. NCBI's taxonomy places the organism in Eukaryota, Fungi, Chytridiomycota, Chytridiomycetes, Synchytriales, Synchytriaceae.
AUGGCCAGUACGCCUGUCUCGAUGGCCCCAAUGUUCUCCUCGGGUCCGAUGCCAUCAAAUGACGAGCAGCAAAGGCUUUAUCAAACAAUAGUAGACCUUCUAGCUGCGAACAAUGUCGCAAUACCAACAUUAACAUCCCCAAACCAAACAUCAUCGAACUUGAUUGCACUGCAUCAACCAGCUUCAACAUGGGACACGGGUCCGUCUGUGACUCUGGCAACUAUCGAUGACUAUGAGCCCGAACUAUUAAAUACUCCAUCGUGGGGUUCACCACAUCUAUUACCCAAUUUAAUGCAGGAGGACGAUGAAGAGUAUGCUGAAUACGGGACACCGUCAUAUAGCACAUUCAACCCGUUGGAUAUGUCAUUUGAGUCAUUAGGGAAUGGUAUUCAGCAACCUCAGAUCGCUCUAGCUGCUGCUCCACAACAACGACAUAGAACUGCUGCACGAAAGAAGAUAUCACAUGCGUGUGUGCACUGUCGAAGAAGGAAGAGGAAAUGUGAUGGUGUAGCUCCUAUAUGUGGGAACUGUAAAACUGCAGAACUCAAAUGUGACUUUGAUCCAUUCUACAACGCUGAGGAGGACUUUGCUGAUCCAAAACAUCUCGCAUAUGCCGCUGAAUUGAAAAAGAGACUCAAAGAGCUCCAGCUGCAAAUGAAACAACAACAGUCGCAACAAUCAUCACGAUCAUCAAAGUCUCGCUCUAAAGUAGCAAUCCGCCAUAAACCAAUCAUUCCAAAGAGACCUCAACCCAUACACAGUAUAGAACGGCCCUUCAGACUGAAACUAACAGACAUGUUGGACUUGCAAGAGUUAUCCGAAUCAUACUUUUUAUAUCAUCAUCCUCUCGCACCCCUGAAUCUGCUUCAUCGCCCAUCAUUCCUAGAUCUAGUAGGCAAACGACAGAUAUCAAACAAAUUAUUAUUAUACAGCGUAUGUGCUCUCGGUGCACAACAUUCCAAGCAAGAAGCAAUUAUCAAUGGUGUCUCUACUCAAUGGUGUCAACGUGGCGAAGUCUUUUACCGGUUGGCCCGAUCUCUGGUAACUGAAAUGGUGGAAACUACGCCGAAUUGUGAUACUAUUAUAGCGUUGUUGUUGCUAGAACGGUAUGCUUUUGGGUUGGGCGAGGUGCAAGCUGCUGGUGCGUUUACCAGCAUGGCUGCACGAUUAGCUUUGUAUCUGGGUUUCGAUGUUGAUCCUGAUGAACGUAGUAGCGGAGAACCUAUAUCGUGGCUGGAGAAGGAGAGGCAAAGGCGCGUGUGGUGGUGUUGUUAUCUGAUUGAUUCAUGGCUGUCUGCAUCUUUUGCUCGACCUAGACUGAUACCCUCAGAGUACCCCGUCAAAUUACCAUCAAGUGAAAGAUUAUGGGAAACUGCAGACCCAACAGCAUUAGCUUCACCUGAACCCAUCGUAUACGAGUCACGACCGCCUUUAUUUACAUCCGACCCAGCAGCAUUAGAACCCAUCUUCCCAGGCUUGAUGACACCAAAUUACAUGCCUGCCAGUCCGUCUCUCAUGUUCGAUCAACUUAUGGGAUGGGCAAUGGACGCUGAAACGCCUCCUCAUUCAUCACUGCUUGACGAACAGGAUAUUAAACCCGCACUGGUAAUACAGAACGAACCCGAUGUAUACGUGCACUUGAUUGAAGCACGACUGUUAUUGACUCGGGCUAUGAGUUAUCGAUCUGUACGUAAACAAGGGGGUAUAAUGGAGCCUGAUUGUGGAAUUACCAAGCAUAUGGAAUCGAUUGCUGUCGGACGAUUGAAAGUAGUGCGGGUAUGGGAUGAUGAGUUUGGUAUGGAAGCUCGAGACUCGGACGAGUAUUCACGGGAUUUGCCUCGAGUUGAUGAGGAGAUGAGAUUGUGGUGGGAUGCAUUGCCAGCUCGAUAUAGGGAUUUGUCGAUACAUUCUGCUGGGUUUCAACCGUCCCUUACUUCUGACUCACCAUGGCUACUAUGCUUCUUGCAUAUAACAUACAACUAUGCUUUACUAUCACUACACCAACCCCGUGCAUCGCAACGUAUUAUGACACUCCCACCAUCACAAGCAUCCAAAGACCCAUCAGUCAAAACCUGCUUGCAAGCAUCACUAGCUAUAACAGAAUUAUUGACUCAGUACCUUUUGCCUCACGAUCCUAAAUGCAGUCGUAUCCCUCAACAAGCAGCAUUUGCCUUCUUUGAGGCUGGAUCAUGUUUAGCUAGAAUGUCAAAAGCUGCUAUUACUGGAUCGAAGGGUAAACUUGGAAUAUCACGUAUCAAAGCUGGUGUAUUGAAGGCGUUGCGUGGUAUGAGCUCUGAGUUUCCAGCUCUAGGUGGAUUUAGGGAUAUAUUGGAGAAUAUCAUAAGUAGCGGGCGGUGA